Molecule: messenger RNA, 1152 nt
Organism: Phlebotomus argentipes
Lineage: Eukaryota; Metazoa; Arthropoda; Insecta; Diptera; Psychodidae
Gene: Pex16
Product: peroxisomal membrane protein PEX16
Exons: 2
Coding region: 57-1049 (330 amino acids)
Biological process (GO): peroxisome organization
Cellular component (GO): peroxisomal membrane
Source: RefSeq, a predicted model, not a curated record
AAGUUCAGGCGGUGUUUUCAUUUCCUGCGGAGAAAAUCCCCUUUUCCGGCUGAAAAAUGCCCUCGCGGGGCGUUUGGCUGGACGACCUGUUCAGUCAGUACCGAAAGUGGGUGAGCGAGAAUCCCACGGUCGUGGGUGACGUGGAGACAACUGUCAAGUGGGCUUCCUACUUCCUGGCUGGCCGCUUCAGCAGCUCCAAUGUCGUCUCGGAGCUCAUCUACUCGCUCUCGAAUCUGCUCGUGCUCUUCAAUGACCGCAUCAUCGAGAAGGCCCAGCGACCGGCCCCGAAUCCUGGCCAGGAGGAGCGACUGAAGCUUCUGCUCACCACACUUGAGUACUGCGAAGUGUUCAUCGAGCUGUCGGCCAAGAGUCUCUGGGGCGAGUCCGGAAAGUGGCUCUUCUGCACGAUAAUUCAGCUGGUGAAAUGCUUGGGAAGGCUGAUUCUGCUCAUGAAAUUCCGCGAGAAGAUCGUGAAGAAUCCCUGGGUGCCGAUUCUUAGCCGGAAAAAUGAGACGCCAACACAGCCUGUGGACGCCUUUUCGGGACACGGAGUCUACACUUUCACUCUCAAACGCUCUGGCCGGCUGGUCAGGAGGAUCGAGGGCGCCCAGCCGUUCCACAUGCGCGAUGGAAAACCUCUCGUCGACAACUCCCAGUCAAGCUCUCAGGAAGGCACCUUCCUAACCACCCCGGAACUUCUAUACGUCUUUAAGCCACUCAUCCACUUAGCCUCCGCUGCGGCGUUCGGUUCCCGCAGCUGGAGAUCCUGGACAUUGUCCCUUCUGAUCGACGCCACGAGUCUGCAAAUGUACUAUGCGAAUCGCGACAAAUUGUCACGGGAACAGAAGCUGGAACUCUCUCGACGAUGCCUGGCUCUCUUCCUCUAUCUGAUGCGGUCGCCCUUCUUCGACAAAUACACCGCUAGGAGGAUUGACGGAGUUCUCGGCGCUCUGGCCAGGAACAUUCCCUUCGCUAAGAAUAUCUGCGAUCCGCUGUCUUCCUACAUUCCGCGGUGGCAGGAGACGUACUUCUACAUGUGGUCAACGUAGGGCGAUGGCCAUGAGGAUGAGUCAGGGUGUACUGGAACGGUGGCAGGGAUUACAGAUAUGUAUUUUCAUACAUGUGACUUCAAUAAAAUGGUUUAGGAAAUGA